This is a messenger RNA of Chaetomium fimeti, 396 nucleotides long. RefSeq lists its product as uncharacterized. The record is from RefSeq and is a predicted model, not a curated record. Bases 1 to 396 code for a protein of 131 amino acids. The transcript is spliced from 2 exons. NCBI's taxonomy places the organism in Eukaryota, Fungi, Ascomycota, Sordariomycetes, Sordariales, Chaetomiaceae.
AUGAAGUUCGCCUUGUCUCUGUUCGCCCUCUACGUCGCUUUUGCCUCUGGCGCAUCGAGCCCGCAAGAUGCUCAUGAUGGGGCUCCUAUCCUGAUUGACCGAGAUGGCGCGUUCAAUGUCACCGCCGAGGGCGAAGAGAUUGAAGUCGAUAUUGGAGACGAGCUGGACCUGUCCACCUUGGAGAAGCGCAGAGGCUGUAGCGGACACCGUCGACAAAACGAUGUCUGCAAGGGCAACGCGCUUUUCAAGAUGAACUCUCGUCAUAACUGCUACAGAAGAGGCGGCCAUUGUUGUGCUAAGAGCAAAAAUGGAGACUACGGGAUCCAGGUCACAAGCGGCACGCAAUCGGGCGAAGAUUGCGGUUACUGCUUUUCGGGGAAGUGUAGGGCAGAGUAG